Messenger RNA from Microplitis demolitor, 5197 nucleotides. Its product is annotated as peroxidasin. The record is from RefSeq and is a predicted model, not a curated record. Gene Ontology annotation, biological process: response to oxidative stress. The transcript is spliced from 6 exons. Gene Ontology annotation, molecular function: peroxidase activity; heme binding. Lineage: Eukaryota; Metazoa; Arthropoda; Insecta; Hymenoptera; Braconidae. The coding region runs from base 573 to 4880 and encodes 1435 amino acids.
CAGAUUCGGUUGUGUCUUCGAACGAUACGGAAAGUUAUUUUUUUUUUACUAACUCUUUUUUUGGUAUUAUUAUUUUUGUACUAAUUAAUGGAAGAAAAUUAAAUUUGAAUUGAGUUUAUAGUAAUUUAAAAAUAGAUAACAAGAGGACCAGGAAGAAAAGAUAAAUAUAGAGAAUAAGAAGAAUAUAAAGAAGACUAGCAAGAAGAUAAUUUUGAUAAUUCCUCAAAACAAGACAAUACUUAAUUAUAAAAUGGAAUAAAUUUUUUUUUUUAAAUUUUGGAUGUAAAGUCCAUCGAGAGUUAAGGAGAGGAAAGAGAGAGGCAGUUUUAACUCCCUCCUUUUUAUAUGUAAGCCAUUCGACAUACAACUUCUGGCUGAGUUUCUAUCACCGAAGCUCGUUUUGCGAGUUCAGUUUGUUGGGAAGCAAUCACCGGACCAGGAAACCAUAAAAAGUCUCCAUGGUUUAUUUACUUUAUUCAGCCUAUAAAAAGUUACAUCUUCAUAUAUUAUUUUGAAGAAGAAAAAAAAUUUUUUUAAAUCUUACCAGUGAACAAGAUAAAUUUUAUAUUUAUAUGAGCUGUACCACGAGGGUAACACGAGGCAUCAUGUUUUUACGAAACUAUUCGAUACUUUUGAUAGCAACUUUUUUAGUAACUAAUGAUGCCAUAUCGCCACCACAAAAUCAACACUUUGAUAUUAAUGACUAUUUAUAUGGAGUGGAUGAUGAUCUUCAAGCGAGAGCUCGUGCUGCGAUAGAAACCGAGCAACAUGCGUACAGAAUAAAUUCCCGGAAUCAAGGCAGUUAUGGAAACUUAAGUGCCUGUGAAGAUGUAUGGGAAAGUCCUUGUCCACCAAGCAAGUACCGGACACCCUCUGGUACUUGCAACAACGUAAGGCAUCCAUCCUGGGGCGCCCGAGGCUCACCUUUUCUCAAGUUUCUCCCACCUGCAUACAGUGAUGGUCUAUCGAAGCCAAGAUCAUCAGUAAGUCGUCACGCACUACCAUCACCAAUAGACAUCAUCAAUCGACUCCAUAAAGUGACAACACGUGAAGAGCGAAAGGCAUUGACAAGUCUCACAGGCCUGUGGGCCGAACUAGUUCUUCGUGACAUCGCAAUGCCAAUUACACCUGGUCUCGAUUCAUUACGAUGUUGCCGCGAUAAUCGUAACCCCGAGUGCUACACGAGUCACGAUUUAAAUGGCAAAUGUACGCCAUACAUGAGAGCAGUACCAGCACGUAGUGCUUACGGUUGUAAAUUUGAAAACCGACAACAAAUGAAUGGUGCCUCGAGUUAUCUCGAUGGGUCAGAUAUUUAUGGAAGUACCGAUGGACAAAUGAACAGAUUGAGAACAUACAGAGCCGGUCGUGUUAACAUUGAAUCAUGUGAUACCUGUAAUCAAAUGGAUAACCCGCUCAAAUUUCUCUACACAGUCAUAAUAAAUGAACACAACAGAAUUGCUGGUAUUCUCCAGCAGUUGAACAAUAAUUGGGACGAUUCAAAAUUAUUUUUAGAAGCACGACGAGCUGUAGUUGCCCAAAUCCAACGUAUUACCAUGCAAGAAUUUGCAGCCAGUGUUUUAGGAGAAUCAGCUGUUGGCAAACAGCUAAAAGAAUCGACAAAUGGAUUUUAUCGCGAUUAUUCAUCAGCAAAUAGGCCAGGUACUUUUGACGCCAUUGCACUAGCGGUUCUUCCAGCUCUUACAUCACUAUCGAGGUACCCGCAUAAUAUGAACGCAACUUUGGAAAAUAAACUUGAUUAUGUUGCCAGAGGGCUCAAUCUCGAUAUUAUCGAAUCUCUUAGAUCUCGAUAUGCAUACAAUGGAAUGCCGCACAUUUGGAAUACCAGCACACUAUUGAUCCACAUGGGACGGGAUCAUGGUAUUCCUGGUUAUUUCGCUUUUCUAGAUCACUGUAUAUCAGCAGCAGGAUCUCCGACACGAUUUAUGAAACCUGAAGAUGUCGCAAUUAUUCAAAGCAUUUACAAUAAUGUCGAAGAUAUUGAUUUACUUGUUGGCGGAGUACUUGAAACUCCGAGCAAAGGUGCAGCUGUUGGUCCAACAUUUUCUUGCUUACUUAUAAAUCAACUUGUUAAGCUUAAAAAUUCAGAUCGGUUCUGGUAUGAAAAUGACUUACCGCCAUCGAGUUUUACGAGCAAUCAACUUAAGGCAAUAAAACGCGUAAGUUUAAGUAGUUUACUGUGUGCAAAUGCUGCGGUAUCUAGUAUACAGCCAAUGGCAUUUAUACAAAGUGAUGAAUAUUUAAAUACUAAAAUCGAUUGCGACAGAUAUAAUCCACUUGACUUAACUGCUUGGAGAGAAGAGACUGAUAGCUCACUGAAAAAUUCAUUGCAAGAUAAUAAAGAACAGAGUAAAGUAGAAAACGAAAUGACUCCACUUAAAGUUAAAGCAAACCAAUGGGCCAAUAAGGAGUCAUUAAUUGACCCACAAGUAUUAAAAUUAGCAUUGAAAAAAGCUGAACAAGAUUUGAUAGUACGUAAAAAACUUGAGUACAAUUCGUGGUUGCAACAGAAAACAGCGGAUCCUAAAUCACCAGCUGGUACGGCUGCUAGUUUUUCAAAAGCCAAUAAAGAUGCUCUGAUUCUUGCUAACUCUUCGAUAUUUUAUGAGCUGAUAACAAACGAAAUAAUCAACGGAGCACAAGGACUCAAACGUCGUAAGAGACAAGUGUUUGGCAGCUCGAAUGAUUUCGACUUUACAAACACUGGAGAUCUUUCAGAUCUACUGCAAAAUGUUGACUUGACAAACUUUUUACCAAAUUCCCGUGCUACAAAUCACGAAGAAAUCGAUUGUCCACCAGAGGAACACAUCUGCGAUCCAACUAGUCCGUAUCGUACUUUCACAGGUCACUGCAAUAAUUUACGUAAUCCUAGUCUUGGUAAAUCAUUGACAACUUUUGCCCGGCUUUUACCGCCUGUUUAUGAAGACGGUGUUUCUAAGCCGCGAAUAAAUUCUGUUACUGGAAUUCCUUUGCCAAACCCACGGCUCAUAUCUAGAACAAUUCAUCCCGAUAUUUCAAACCUUCAUAAUCGGUAUACUUUGAUGGUGAUGCAAUUUGCUCAGUUUGUUGAUCAUGACUUGACAAUGACACCGAUUCAUAAAGGAUUUGCUGAAUCAAUACCCAGCUGCAGAUCUUGUGACUCAGCUCGUACUGUUCACCCUGAGUGUAAUCCAUUCCCCGUACCACCGGGUGAUCAUUUUUACCCGACAAUUAAUGAAACAACAGGCGAACGUUUGUGUUUUCCAUCAAUGAGAUCAUUACCAGGACAGCAACAUCUAGGACCGCGUGAACAAAUAAACCAAAACACUGCGUUCCUCGAUGCGUCUGUCGUUUAUGGAGAAAAUAUUUGUAUCGGUAAUGUAUUACGUGGUUUCAGUCAAGACGGACGUAUGAAUAUAACCGUUCAUCCAAAUCGCGCUAAAGAUUUAUUGCCGCGAUCAGCAACUCAUCCGGAAUGUAAGUCUGCAUCUGGAUACUGUUUUAUAGGCGGAGAUGCUCGUGCUGCUGAACAGCCAGCACUCACUGUAAUGCACACGAUGUGGGUACGUGAGCAUAACAGAAUAAUGGAAGGUCUGAGAAAUGUAAAUCCACAUUGGGAUGGUGAGAAACUUUAUCAAGAAACCCGAAGAAUCGUCAGCGCAAUGAUUCAACAUGUGACUUACAACGAGUUUUUACCUCGACUACUUGGAUGGAAUGCAAUAAGUCUUUACGGUCUUAAACUUCUGCCCCAGGGUCACUACAAAGAAUACUCGCCGACUUGUAACCCGAGUAUUCUUACAGAAUUCGGUGCCGCGGCUUACAGAAUAGGGCACUCGUUAUUGCGCCCCCAUUUGCCGCGAAUGGAUCAAAAUUACCGGCCUAUGGAUCCGCCUAUUCUUCUACGCGAUGGAUUUUUCAACAAUGAUAUGCUGUACCAGCAGAGUAUGGUGGACGAAAUGAUUCGGGGAUUGGUCGCAACACCCAUGGAAACAAUGGAUCAGUUUAUAACCGGCGAAGUAACGAAUCACUUGUUUGAAAACAACAAAAUACCAUUUUCCGGAGUUGAUCUCAUUGCACUUAACGUCCAACGUGCUCGAGAUCAUGGUAUCCCUUCAUACAAUAAUUACCGUGCGCUUUGUAAUUUAAAACGCGCGAAUACUUUCGAUGAUCUUUCAAGAGAAAUGGCGCCAGAAGUUAUCGCCAGAUUCAAAAGAAUUUAUGCUCACGUUGAUGAUAUAGAUCUGUUCCCAGGUGGUAUGAGUGAACGACCUCUUCAAGGUGGUCUUGUUGGUCCAACAUUUGGCUGCAUAAUCGCAAUACAAUUUCGCCAGUUACGUAAAUGCGAUCGUUUUUGGUAUGAAACGAACGACCCUAAUAUUCGUUUUACUGAGCCGCAGCUUAAUGAAAUAAGAAAAAACACAUUGUCGAAAAUAAUUUGCGAAAAUAUGGACUCUCAUGUUGAAAUGCAGCGCGCCGCAUUUGAUUUGCCAUCGAAUUUCUUGAAUCCUCGAGUUCCUUGCAGCUCAAUGGCUGCGAUGGACUUUAGCCCUUGGCGAGAAGUAAGACACGGAGGAUGUCAAAUUGGAGGAAGACGAGUAUCUAUUGGCGAAUCUGGUUUCCCUACUCCUUGCACGAGUUGCAUAUGUACUGACGAAGGCACUCAGUGCGCGUCACUGCGAGUCACGAAUUGUGACCAAUUAUUACGUGAAGCUUCACGUGAAUCCAUUUUACGUGAUGAAAUUUGUACAGCACAGUGUGGAUUCGCUCUUGCUACGUCGAACCAAUCUGCGAGACAAUUUUCAUCUUCAUCAUCAUUUGCUACAGCUUCUAGUAAUGCAUUUAGUGGUUUCAAACUUCCCGAUCUCUCACAAUUUCUCGGUUAAUUAUCAUCUUACUAUAAACGUGUAUAUAUUUAAUAACUCGUACUUUUCACAUCAUUGUCAAGAGAGUCUGAAUCAUAUUAACUUUAAGUAUACACCCUGCCCGUAUGAAAAAACAAUAUAUGGUUAAAAUAUAUAAAAUCAUAUAUGUUUGCAACGAAGGUAUAUAUGAUAUAUCAUAACAAAUCAUAUAGAGAUUUUGGCCGAUUUAAUAUAAAAUUAUAUACAGUAGUAAAUAUAUGUAUUUCAUAUAUGUAACUUAUGUUUUUUAUAUUAAGCUGUAUAUACAUCUACAUUUACCUUAUAAUAUAUUGUAUUGA